This is a messenger RNA of Aspergillus aculeatus ATCC 16872, 1524 nucleotides long. RefSeq lists its product as uncharacterized. The annotation marks the transcript as partial. Gene Ontology annotation, cellular component: Holliday junction resolvase complex; nucleus. Gene Ontology annotation, molecular function: DNA binding; nuclease activity. The transcript is spliced from 2 exons. Gene Ontology annotation, biological process: mitotic intra-S DNA damage checkpoint signaling; double-strand break repair; resolution of meiotic recombination intermediates. NCBI's taxonomy places the organism in Eukaryota, Fungi, Ascomycota, Eurotiomycetes, Eurotiales, Aspergillaceae. The record is from RefSeq and is a predicted model, not a curated record.
CGAGAGAACAUCGAGGACUUCAGCGACCAGAUCCAAUUCCCCGACAUCAACGAACUUCUCGAACGUCCGAGAUCUCCACCGACGACCGGCGCAUUCUCCAGUCGUACGGCAGCUCUACUCGCCAACCUCGAGCGACCACAAAGCGGCGGUGUCACGGAGAGUACAUCCACCACAACGACCGCAAGCCGACGGCGCAAGAAAGAUCGAGCCGCGAAGGACAUCAUUGAAGAUGACGACCAGAUGGAUGAUCCAGCCGCUACCGCCCGGGGCAAAUCCCAGCGCAAAACCACCACCGCCACCACCGCCACCUCCACCAGCGCAGCGAAGGACGCCAAAGCCCGGGAACGGGCGGUGGCCAAGGCGCAACGCGAACAGGAGCGGCAGCGGGAGAAAGAGCGCAAGCAGAGACUCAAGGGCGAGAAGGCCCGGGAGAAACAGCUUGCCGCCGACAUCGCGGAGGUCAACAAGCUGAAAGUAACGAAGAAGGAGUCGACGCCGGAGAUGCUAAUCGACCUCGCCUCGACGUUCGAAGGGACGAGCGUCGGGAACCAGACGACGGAGUUCAUGAAGCAUCUCGGGGUGGAGCUGUCGUUCUUCGCCAGUGCGAUCCCCAACGUCGUGAGAUGGCGCCGCAAGGUCAAAGCGACCUACAACGACACCCUCGGGUACUGGGAACCCUGUGCACCCCACAUCCGCGACGAGGACGAGCAUGUGCUCUGUCUGGUGCCGGCGCAGGAAUUCGUCGGCAUGGUCUUGUCGUCGUCGUCGUCUGCUUCGCCAGAAACCGAUACAACGACCCUAGAGCAACACAUCCAGACGCUGAAAUCCGCCUACCCCAACCGCACCCCGAUCUACCUGAUUGAAGGCCUGACCAUCUGGCUGCGCAAGAACAAAAACUCCCGCAACAAAGCCUACGUAGCCGAAGUCCGUCGCCAGUACGACGAGGCCGCAGCAGCCACAGCAGCAGCAUCCACCGACCUGACCACCACAGCAACCACCCGCCGCACCCGCAAGAAAACCCAACAAACCACCAACAAACCCGAAAUCACCCCACCCAUCGACGAUGACACGAUCGAAGACGCCCUCCUCGACCUCCAAGUCACCCACGCCUGCCUGAUCCACCACACGGCCGCGCCCGCCGACUCGGCCGAGUGGAUCAAGACCUUCACCGAGCACAUCUCGACAGUCCCCUACCGGCGCGAGCGCAUGGCCGUCAACGACUCGGCCUUCUGCAUGGACGUGGGGCAGGUCAAACCCGGCGAGAACCGCUCCGACACCUUCGUCAAGAUGCUGCAGGAGGUCAACCGCAUCACCGCCAGUAUGGCCUACGGCAUCGCCGAGCGGUACCCGAGCGUGCUGGAUCUGGUGCGCGGGAUGCGUCGCGAGGGGCCCGGGUUGUUGGAGGAUGUUAAGAAAUCCGCGAAUAAGAACGGCGCCCUUACGGAUUCGCGCAUUGGGCCCGCGGCUAGUCGGCGGUUGUAUAAGGUGUUCAUGGGGAUGGAUCCUUCGUCUACGGAUGUUUGA